AUGGAGUAUAAGGAUUACAGACUUCUAUCUUUUCUCACCCAACAAGGCGCUCUUAUUCAACGCUCUUGUCCUUACACCUCUGAACAGAGAUUACAUAUCUCUCGUCGUGUUACUUUUUGGGAUUAUACUAUGUUCUUCAGUCUCUCGUCCUUUCAUACCCCUCUCUCAAGUCUUCAUCCCUUGAUUACUGAUGCUUCCAUUGAUCUUUUUCUUUCUUUUGAGUCCAUUCAUGAUACUGAGCUUGAGCAAUUUGCACUAGUUUCUGCCAACCCAGAUCAGUCUUUUUUCUCAACUGUUGAACCUGAUCCUAUACAUGACCCUACUUCUCUUGUUCGACGUUCCACUCAGGCAAAAUAUACUUCUGAUCUAUUGGCCUGUUUAUGCAUCAUUGAUUCCAUAACAACAUUGACACUCGAUCCCAAUGUUCACUUAACUCUGUUUGGUGGAGUUCCACAUGAAGACGUCAGUCUACAUCGUCAGCUUGUUGGCAGUCUUAUUUACCUAAUAGUAACCCAUCCAAACAUUGCAUAUGUAGUUCAUAUUGUUAACCAGUUCAUGGCUGCUCCAAGAACCAUUCAUUUUACUAUUGUUCUCUGUAUUCUUUGCUAUGUCAAGGGCACUCUGGGGCAUGGACUUCAGUUCUUUUCGUAG
Benincasa hispida (wax gourd) is the source of this 651-nucleotide messenger RNA. NCBI's taxonomy places the organism in Eukaryota, Viridiplantae, Streptophyta, Magnoliopsida, Cucurbitales, Cucurbitaceae. The record is from RefSeq and is a predicted model, not a curated record.